Messenger RNA from Bubalus bubalis (water buffalo), 1005 nucleotides. It is a transcript of the gene CFAP141, whose product is annotated as cilia and flagella associated protein 141. The record is from RefSeq and is a predicted model, not a curated record. Bases 364 to 669 code for a protein of 101 amino acids. Lineage: Eukaryota; Metazoa; Chordata; Mammalia; Artiodactyla; Bovidae. The transcript has 4 exons.
AAAAAUGUUUCUUUGUAUUUGACUGCACCGGGUUUUAGUUGCAGAAUGUGGGAUCUUUGAUCAAACUCUUGAGUUGUGGUAUGCAAACUCUUAGUUGGGUCGUGUGGGAUCUCAAAAGAAGAAAUCCUAAAGUUGCAACUGAGGUCCUUGUUCAUAAAAGUGCCUGUGUCACUAAUAGAAGGCUGGAGAACCAGGAUUCCCUUCAGGUCUCUGGGGCAACAGGCCAGGUGACCAAUCAACUCUUGUAGGCCUAGGCUCAUUGUUGGAGGUGUAAAUGUUGCUAUGACUACUGAAUCCUUGGUGACUAAACAGAAAUGAGAGCUCGUUCAGUCUCUAAAGACUACAUCAAGCAAGUCUGUAGACAUGUCCAUGGAAAAGAUUGGAAAAGUAGAAGAGCAUUUUCAAAGGGCCCUGGAACUUAAGAAGAUGGUGCACAGGUGGCGAAAUUCACACACACACUGUCUGUGGCAGAUAACAUUAAGCCAGAGGAGAAACCCAUAUGCUAUCCUAAGGAUGCAGGACACCAUGGUACAGGAGUUGGCACUGGCCAACAAGCAGUUGCUGAUGGUCCGUCAAGCUGCCCUGCACCAGCUGUUUGAAAAGGAGCAUCAGCAGUACCAGCAAGAACUAAAUGAGAAGGGCAAAGCUUUUUACGUGGAGAGACUCUGAUGGCAUUUGAAACACUGUCCUUCCAUUCUCACCGCAUCUGCUAACCUAGCCUUCUUGACCCCCACUCCCUCCAACGUCCCUUCCUAAACGCACCUGGAUAUAGUUAUCUGCCCAGAGCUUAAGACAGUGUUCCCACUCUCACAUCUCCUGUUAUUGUCAAGCCCCAGUGCUAUCUGGAAAAUGAUCUAUGAAACAAUGGUAAAAACAAGAGUGACGCCUUGUGGUCAGAAUGAGGUAUGCAGUAUUGACGUGAGUGGAGGGGAGGUGGAUAGAUGAACAACGUGAGCAGAGCAUCCUGAUUUGGUUUAAUAAAUAAAGCUAGUUCUUAAAAGUUCA